ACAGGUUGAGUAGUUGUGUUGUCACUUUGCAGACAAGGGAAACAAGCAGCAAUGUGACACAGGACCACUCAGACUCUGCUGGUGCCCUUUUCACUCUGCAGCAUGAAGAAUAAUACGGAGUUUGGUAUAAUGCGUUAAACUGCAAAGCUCACUUAACACGCGUGUUUUUUCUUCUUCCCGAAACUAAGCAGUGAGGCAGCAAACAUCAUGGUCAACAUCACAAAAGAAAGCUCGAGUAGUUUCUCCAUCCAGAGGCCCGAUCAGAGCUUUGGAUCAUCAGUGUGGAUGAAGUGAGCGCGCUCAGUGAGAAAGCCCGUGAGAGCUGCAGUGAACGACGAGGAAAAAGAAAAGCAGGGACGACUGUUUUCAUAAGCUGCGCUCGGCUGUGGGAGCCAAGUGGGGGGAUGUCGAGCCGAAGUGGAGGAGCGCCUCGGGGGUGCAGCAACCCCAGCCUGCAGCCCCUUAGAGCCACAGUCCCAUACCAGCUCCAGAGGGGCUCAGCUCUCCUCAGCAGAGAGGUCAAGACGGCAGACAGAACCACGGCUCGUCCACCAAAACCCACCAUCCGCCGAACUCUUUCUUUGGAUGCGAUUGUCGGACCCUAUCUCCAGGGGCAGUGGCCCAAAGAGGCAGACGGGGCGGUAGUUAGCUGUGUCAAUGAUAAAGCCACGCAGACUCCAAGUUCCUGGGCAGAGGAAACCCGGGGAAGACGAAGUGCUGGUGGGCACAAGCGCUCAGCUUCUUGGGGCAGUGCAGAGCACCUAAGGGAGGUGGCCAAGCUGAGACACCAGUUGCAGAAGCGUUCCCGCCAUGUCCCUCCCUCAGCAGGAUGCGAGCUCCCCCCCCACCCCCUGCCUGCAGGUCAUGCAGCAGGAGUCACUCAGACGAUGCCGCUGAUGCCGCUGAACAGACUUGCUCCACGGCUGCGACGGAGCGUCGAGGGCCUCAACUUAGAGCUGGAGGAAGUGUUUGUGUGUGAAAAACAAGACGAUCAGCAUGAGAUUUUGGAUAUCCCAGAUGGCCACAGAGCUCCCGCCCCUGCCCAGAGAUGCAGCAGUGGCUCUCAGAGUGACCCCUCACCGGGGCCACUGGAUCCUUCCCUUCUUUCUCCUUCUCAGUCCCCUUGUAUUCUUGAUACGUCACUUCUGACACCUUCAGGUUCACCUUGUCCUUUGAAUCCAUCACUUUUAUCCCCAUCCCAAUCUCCCUGCACCAUGGGAGAGCCAGAGCCUGUGGACUAUGAGAUCUUGUGUCCCUCUCCAUCAGCAUCGCUUCCUUCAUUUGCACUGGAUCCUCCUCUGCUGCAGGCCUGCUCCUCUUCGCCUCGUCCCAACAAAACCUACUCUUUUCAGCGCGAACCGCCAGAAGGCUGUGAGCGAGUUCGAGUGUGUGAGGAAGCAGUCUCUGCCUAUCAGGAUGAGACUCUCCUCCAGUCAUCCUGCCCUGACCCCAAUAAAGUCAACUUCACCCCCCACGGAGGCUCAGCUUUCUGCCCGGUCAGUCUUUUGAAGCCCCUCUUGCCCUCCAUGGACCUCCUCUUUCGUGGCCUGUCGGUAUCUCCCGUCACUGGCUGCUCAGGUCAGGCCUCUCCUACCAGGCACCUGGGCAUGCAGUAGGUGGAUAUCUGAGCAGUCUCUCAGGACUGAACCACAUUGCACUGCCAGGACAAGCAGAAACUGGAUGUGAUAUAUAUAUUUUUUUUAAUGCAUCGUGACAAUGGACAGUGUUGCAUCACUGCUGUAACACGCCAUCAUCACUGUGAUCAAAAUAACCUUUGUGACUGUGAAGAUUUGUUGCUGUCAUACUUUAGAAUAACUGUGGCCUAAAUUCUGCCCGCUUUAUCUUUUGUUUUGGUUUUUUUUAUGUUUUUUUUCCACCUGCAGGAAGCUUUGAUUCAGCUGAUAUUUACCUCAUCAGCACUUAAACUGUCCUAGUAUUCAACCGUAUGAGGCAUGGAUUAGACUGCAGGAUUUAAGUUGUGGAAAUGCUUGAAAAGCUUUAUAAAUACUUGCGUUUAUUAAAUCAUUCUUUUGCAUUAAAAUUGUUCUAGUUAGAGACCGCAGUCUAGAAGGGAUGCUUUUAUUUUUCAUCUUGAAACGUGAGAAUUUACUGUCAAAAACCCUAGCACUUAGAACACACACUGGUACAGGUUUUGCCUUCUUACUAUCCAAACAAUUGAUGGGUUUUGUAGUCGAGUAUUGUUGAUUUUAGAUAAACAUCCAGCUUAAUUUGUGAGGGUUAACUGAUGAAAAACAAAAUAUUUGUUGAAUUUUAUAUAUAUAUAUAUCUCUGUUUGAAAUAUUUUUGGCUUAAAGUUUCCAAUGUCCUACUUUUCUACAGAUGUGUUUCAAGGGAGAUACAUAUUUUUAUGUCCUUAUAAGAAGCACACGAUACUGCUUCUGUUUUCACUGUUCUGACUUGUGCUGUUUUAUAAGCAGACAUUUUGUAGCUUUAUUUGCCUACAGGGGGCUUUGUUAUAACCAAACUAUUUUUAAUAACUAGAGCAGGUCGCAGUGUUUGUCAGUUUGAGCCUUUUUUGAACCCUGGAGUUUAGACCACAGUGUUAGUGAAGAGCUUGACUUCCCUUUGAUUGAAUUAUUAUUCAGUUGUGUUUUUUCAACAUAAUAAAUGACCUACAUGAUAAAUGGGGAGUAAACGUCAACGAAGAAUUUUUCAGCCUUUUUUCUUUUUUUUUUUUUGGUAUUCUUUUUACGUGAUAGCAGUUACUGUUACCUGUGCUGUUGCCUGUGUAGAAAACAAUAAAAGAAAAUUGUUUUGGGGGCGUUAAAAUGCCUUCUACGGUAA
Messenger RNA from Maylandia zebra (zebra mbuna), 2805 nucleotides. RefSeq names its product family with sequence similarity 117 member Aa (gene fam117aa). The record is from RefSeq and is a predicted model, not a curated record. NCBI's taxonomy places the organism in Eukaryota, Metazoa, Chordata, Actinopteri, Cichliformes, Cichlidae.